UUGAAUCACUUUUCACGCAGAGACCGCGUGUGGGAGAGCAGGAGGUGCUUCCUGCGGCUCAUUAAUUUCACAUUAAAAAGGUCCAUCAUGGCGGGAUGCAUCAGUCAAGCAAACGUGAAGUUUUCGAACAUUUUCCGUAAGGGAACCAGCAUGUACAGGGACCUGGCCCAGGAUCAGGAUCAGAUUGUUGAUGAUCAUGAGGUCUCGGUGGAGCUCAAGUCCUCGGCUGAAGAGGGAGAAGUGGGUGACUCUUUCGUUCGCACACAGCAGAAGUCUCAUGGGAAGUGGAGCAACGUGGCAAAGAUUGCUGUUAUGGUUCUCUUCUUUUUUAUCACUGGAUUUCUUGUUGGUUAUAUGACACCCCAUAAACCUGAUGUCAGCGUGAACACUGAAGGUCCUGCGCACACUGAAGGUCCUGCGCACACUGAAGGUCCUGCGCACACUGAAGGUCCUGCGCACACUGAAGGUCCUGCGCACACUGAAGGCAAAUACACUCAGCCCUUUGCGGACUGGAGCAGCAUCACGAGGACGCUGAAAGAGAAACUCACAAAUGCAACCUUGAACAAAACCUUAGAAGAGUUUUCCUCUCGGGACCAUGAGGCUGGCAGCGCAGAAGAUCACAGACUGGGGCAGAUGGUGUUGGAGAAGUUCGGGAGGUUUGGCAUGGACAAGUGGAUGGACGUGCACUACGUGAAGCUGCAGAUGCCGUCGAGGGAGAAUAAAGUGUUUAUCGGGUCGGAGGAGGUUGGAAGCCCAAAGGGGUAUUUAGCAUACAGCGCGACAGGAACCAAACAGGGGAAGGUGGUGUACGCUAACUAUGGCCGAAGAGAAGAUCUGGAGAACCUCCAGAAUCAGGGGAUGAGUCUGGCUGAGAACAUUGCUCUGGUUAGAGCUGGAAACAUCAGCCUGGCAGAGAAGGUUGCGAACGCUGCUCAGUUUGGCCUAGCUGCGGUUCUGAUCUAUCGGGAGCCGAAAGGUGAGAGUGAAAACACUGAGCUGUAUGGCCAGGUUCACCUCGGAACUGGAGAUCCUUACACUCCGGGAUUUCCUUCCUUCAACCACACCCAGUUUCCUCCAUCUAAAUCCUCUGGGCUUCCUAAGAUCGUGGCUCAGACCAUCACUGCGGAAACAGCUCGCAAAAUCCAUCAGAGGAUGGGAGGAAAGGAAGCGCCCACAAAUUUCGCAGGAACGCUGUCGGGCGUCAAAUACACUAUGGGAGGAGAAACGACUGUCACCGUGACGGUUAAUAACGUCCUCGUUGACACCAAGAUCUGUAAUGUCUUCGGAGUCAUUAAGGGCUUCACAGAUCCAGAUCGCUACGUGGUGCUCGGUGCUCAGAGAGACGCGUUCAGCAGUGGAUUUGCUAAGUCCACUGUCGGCACGUCACUGCUGCUGGAGCUCGCUAGGGCCAUCACGGACAUGAAGAAAGAUGGGUUUAAGCCGAGAAGGAGCAUUGUGUUUGCCAGCUGGAGUGCCGGAGAUUUCGGCAGCAUCGGUUCUACAGAGUGGCUCGAGGGUUAUCUCUCCUCACUGAACCUCAGAGCUUUCACCUACAUCAGCCUGGACUCCACCGUGUCCGGUAUAAAGCAGUUCAAAGCCUCCUCCAGUCCGCUGUUGCACACGCUCCUGAAGAAAACAAUGGCUGAGGUGCCCAGUCCCCGGAACAGUUUGCUUACCAUCGCUCAGGAUUUCACCACCUCACCAGGGCAUAAAUCAGUUCUGGAGCCCAUGAAAAUGGAGGACGGCGCUUACCCUUUCCUGGCGUUCUCUGGAAUUCCCUCCAUCUCCUUCCGUUUUGUCUCAGACAGCGAGUCUUCAGAUUAUCAAUACUCUGGAACACCUCUAGACACCAGAGAAAAUCUGAACAGCGCCACCGAGGGGAAUCUUCUGUCCGUCUCUGUGUCUGCGGCUCGGGUGGCAGGACAGAUGGCGCUCCGGCUCAUCCACGAUCACAUCCUCAAUCUGGACGUCAACGAGUACACGCGCGUCUUCAGGAAGAAUGUGUUCAGGAUCACAAAGGAGCGCGUUACAGCACUGAAAUCUAAUGCGUCCUCCACAUUAAAUGUCUCGUGGCUGUCGUCAGCGAUCGGCUUGUAUUCUCGCGCCACUUCAGCUCUGCAGAAUGAGAUCCAAAACAGUGACCUGGACGUUGCAGAAACAUGCCGCAACAUCAACGACCGCAUCAUGAGGGUGGAGCACAACCUCUUGUCUCCAUACGUCUCCCCGAGGGACGUCCCGUUCCGCCACAUCAUCUUCGGCUCUGGUGAUUACAGCAUCAGUGCUCUGCUCCAGCACUUCAGCUCCCUCAAACAGCAGGCCAUCGGUUCUGACGCCGAUCUGUUCCGUAACCAGUUUGCGCUGAUUACCUGGACCAUCCAGAGCUGCGCUAAUGACCUAGCGGGAGACGUCUGGGUUCUGGACGACCUCGUCUGAUCACCAGUGUCUCACCGCGAGGCCUGGCGAGCUUAAAAUGUUGAUCAUUACUGAAACAUUUUGUUUGAAAACAAUGUUUUAAUGAUCAACAUUUUAAGUGAAUUUAAAAAAAAAUAAUUACAGGUAAUAAUCUACUGCUAAUGUGAGAAAUUUGAUUAAUUACAUUAUUAACCCAACAUUUGCAUGGCAGUUUAGACAAGUCAUUAGAGCUGGGCGAUGUGAUUUCCAACAAAUACCUCAUCAGCUGUUUACCUGCUGCUUUUAGAACCCAAACAAGACGAUUAACCUGACUUUUUUUUUUUUUUUUGUGGCUGCUGGAGGGGCUUGAGAUUUGAACUUGAGUUCAAAUUUCUUCAGUUCAUUUGGUUUUGUUUUGAUUGUUUAUCGUUACUGAUUCCAAGUAUUGCGAUAUUUGUUGCCAUAUUGCCCAGCCUUAAGGUCAUGUAUUUAUUACUGAAUCCUGCUGAAUAUCUUUACUUGAUGAACCUGUGUUUUAGUUUCAGUCGGAUAAUCUGAUAUUAACCAGGAAUUCCUGCUGUUUUUUAAUAAUAUGCGAUAAAUAUAAACUAUUUAUCAGGGAUGCAAACAGCGCGCCUUUUGGCGGAUGCCGCCUUUUUCAUGGCUGAAUCGCGCAGAUCCGAAUUUUUUUUUAGGGCGGGGCGUUGGAGUGUCUGAUUAUAAUUUCAAAGUAAAUUC
Messenger RNA from Neoarius graeffei (lesser salmon catfish), 3129 nucleotides. It is a transcript of the gene tfr1b, whose product is annotated as transferrin receptor 1b. The record is from RefSeq and is a predicted model, not a curated record. Gene Ontology annotation, cellular component: external side of plasma membrane. The transcript has 19 exons. Lineage: Eukaryota; Metazoa; Chordata; Actinopteri; Siluriformes; Ariidae. Bases 88 to 2433 code for a protein of 781 amino acids. Gene Ontology annotation, biological process: intracellular iron ion homeostasis; iron ion transport.